Molecule: messenger RNA, 915 nt
Organism: Symbiodinium sp. CCMP2456
Lineage: Eukaryota; Dinophyceae; Suessiales; Symbiodiniaceae
Source: the annotation of a GenBank genome assembly
AUGGCGAGUGCACACGCCGGGAUUCCCCCUCCGGGGGAGAUGAUGUCCCGGACAUGGAGCCGCUGGCCUUGGACGGCGAAGUCGUGCGUGAUCCUGACGGGCCUUCAAGUCGUCUCCUGCCUCGCCGCCCACUCUUCCUGCCAAGCGGGGCCGGUGUACAGGGGGAGCCUUGAAGAUGAGAUUCAGGUCUUCAGCAUGACCCGAAACGCUUUGAUCAUUCCAAUGGCCCUCAUCACCUUGGUCUUCGGCUUCCAAGUUGCCGAGAUGUGCUCCUCCAAACCCAGGCAGAGAGCACUUGCAAUUUCAAGAGCACCCAUGCUGUUAUUUGCUGUCAAGAUUUGCUACUACACGAUGCUUUCACGCGGACAUGGUUUGGCAUUUCAGAAUCAACGGAGCCCCGACUACCGGCCUAUCUACGUGACUCGCUGGAUAGGUUGGACCUACGCUAUCCCAACAGUUCUGUUCAUGAACCUCUACCCACUCAUGGACAGCCAUCCGAUGCUCGAGGUCCUUCUUCGGAUCUUGCCGCAGCUUGCGGCCUCUGCAGCAUACUGUUGGGCCUGCGGCCUCGGAUCCGUCCUUUAUGACCCAUGGAUGGGAUGGUUCUUGACCCUGCUGGGCUGCGCGGCCUAUGCGGCGGUAGUUGCAGAUGAGGUAGUCUACCUCACUGAGCACAUGAGGACCACGUCGCAGCCCACUCUCAAAGGUGCCAGCGUCUGCGUCAAGGAGGUCAUGUUUGUGGCGUACACGGUGAUCUUCUUGCUCGGGAACAUGGGCAUCGUCAGUUCCUACAGUUGUCAGUUGUUCUACAGUGUCACAGACAUCAGCCACCUGGCAGUCUUGUCAUCACUCCUGUUCGUCUACUGGAACCUCGAUGAUCCCAAGCUGACGGCCACAGCAGACCACAGAGAUUGA